Messenger RNA from Cyphellophora attinorum, 1485 nucleotides. RefSeq names its product putative transporter. Bases 1 to 1485 code for a protein of 494 amino acids. NCBI's taxonomy places the organism in Eukaryota, Fungi, Ascomycota, Eurotiomycetes, Chaetothyriales, Cyphellophoraceae. Gene Ontology annotation, cellular component: membrane. Gene Ontology annotation, molecular function: transmembrane transporter activity. The record is from RefSeq and is a predicted model, not a curated record. The transcript has 4 exons. Gene Ontology annotation, biological process: transmembrane transport.
AUGGACGACAUCAAAGAGCCACCCAUCGCUGAGGUCACGAAGGAGGUUGACGAGAAUGUACCUCCACAUCCAGAUGCAGGGCUAUCGGAGGAAGAGCGAGCGAAGAAGGACAGAGCCCUUGUGUGGAAAAUCGAUAUGUACCUGGUGCCAUGGUUAUGUCUGCUGUACCUCGUCAGCUUCCUGGACAGGACAAACAUAGGCAAUGCCCGCAUUAUUGGUCUCGAGAGAGAUACUAAGAUCACUCCCGGUCAAUACAACCUGGCCCUAGCGAUCUUCUUCAUAAGCUACAGCAUCUUCGAGCCCCCUUCUAACGUCCUUCUGAAGAAGCUGCAACCACGGAUAUGGAUCUCGUCGAUCGUCGUCGUAUUCGGUAUCUGCUGCAUGUGUAUUGGCUUUGUCGAGAACUUUGGCGGGCUCGUAGCCACUAGGUGGUUCCUUGGUAUGGCUGAGGCAGGCCUAUUCCCAGGCUGCCAAUUCUACUUGUCUUGCUGGUACCGAAGGGGAGAGUUCGGCUUGAGGUCAGCUAUUUUCUUCUCCAGUGCAGCAGCAGCAGGAUCGUUCGGAGGCCUCCUGGCUGCUGGCAUCGCGGAGAUGGACGGCGUUGCUGGUAAAGCUGGGUGGAGAUGGAUCUUCAUCCUAGAAGGCAUCGUGACGGUAGUGAUCGGAGCUGCGUCUUACUUCAUGGUCCGCGACUUCCCCGACCAAGCCAAGUUCCUGAGCCAGGAAGACCGACUGCGAGUCUACUACCGCCUGAAGGACGAUCAACAAGCUUCUGCAGAGCACGAGAGCUUUAAGUGGUCCUCAGUCAGGGAGGCCCUCAAGGACUGGAAGACGUGGACUACCGCAAGCAUGUUCAUGGGCAAUGGCUGUUCUCUGUAUGCCGUGUCGCUGUCACUACCUACCAUUGUGCGACAACUAGGGUACUCCUCAACGAAAGCACAGCUACUUACGGUUCCGCCAUACUUUGUGGCCGCCUGUUGCACGGUACUAGUGUCGUGGAUUGCUGAUCGCACACGCCAGCGCGGCUACUGUACCAUGGCCACCUCCGGAACCGGUAUACUUGGAUUCAUCCUACUGAUGUCUCCUGUAUCUUCCGGCGUCAAGUACUUCGCAUUGUACCUCGCUGCCGGUGCGAUCUACCCAUGUGUGCCGCUAACGAUUGCUUGGACGGCGAACAACACCAACGGCACUUUCAAGAGAGCAAUUGUUAUGGGCAUCGUCAUCGGAUGGUCCAACAUGCAGGGCGUCAUUGGCUCGAACGUAUAUCAGACAAAGGACGCCCCACGCUUUCUUCCCGGUCACGGCAUCUGCAUGGGAUUCCUUGCAGUCUUCUUAUUUGGUGGCUCGAUCGUGCACAGGUUUCUGCUUGUGCGCGAGAACGCUGCCAAAGUGGCCGGCAAGAGGGAUCACCUUGUACAGGGCAAGUCAGCCGCAGAAAUUGCGUUGAUUGGCGACAGGAGGCCUGACUUCCUGUACACUCUGUAG